GCCCCUCCUCCGCUCGCGGGAGCUCCUGACAGACGAGGGGGCGGUGCGCCCGCUGACCGAGCGCCUGAGGGGCCCGGCCCAGAGUUGCCAAGGAGUUUUCACGUCCCUCCCCACCCCUCAAGGAAACCUUGUCCCCAAGUCCCUGUGUCGUGGCACCCUCGUCUAGCGCUGUACCUGCGUCACACAGGCAUGUGACGUCACUCGUCACCCUGUGACGUAACCCGUCGGGGAGCGUGAGGCGGUAAGGCCUCCCGAGGCCCGCUCGGUCCGUUACCCCCGUGGAAUGGCCUCACCCCUUCGGGGAAAGCCCUCGCGGCCCCGGGCGGCGGCCGCCCGCUACGAGGAGACGUCGACGGUACGCGUAGAGACCUCGUCCCACCGCGUGGAGACAUCCUCCCGCCAGGUGCAGACGUCCUCCCGGCGGGUGGAGACCACCCAGCACUGCAGCGAGGGGCCCUCCGUCUCCCCCUCUGGGAAACGGCUCCCUCGCGUCGUCGAGGUGUCCCAGCACGUGGAAACCUGGCAGCGCACGGAAACAGCCUCCCGCCGCGUCAGGGCCUCGUGCCUGCGGGUGGAGACGACUCUGCACCGCGUAGAGAGCCCGCCGCGGCAGGAGCAGCCGGCAGGCCGCCAGAAUGUCCAAAAGGCCCCAUGAGAUGCUUCCUUCUCCAGGGCCACGACAGGGCCAUGGCCCGUGGCCAGUGCAGAUCUGCCUCCAGUUCGCAGCCGGCCUGCUGCCAGGUGGACCGAUUCCCUUUGGUUUCCUGGAAACAGUCCACAAUCCACAAAUCAAUGUAAGAAAGAGCCAAGCUGUGGUUUCAGGACUCAGCCAACAUUCACUGACCCAGCUGCACCUUGGACUAUCCUGCCUUUGACCCUGUGAACUGUUUUAACUUGAAACCAGCACAAAAAGUUCCGGGCCCCGGAUACUGUAUGAAUUGAGUCGAUGGACAAAGAGGCUCUUUGAACCUCUCAGACAGACUGACCUUCCCAUUGACUGAGAAACCAGACCUCGGAUAAGUGAAUUCACCUCUCUGGGCCUCACCGCCCCCACUGAAAAUGACAUCUUUGGACUAAUCUUUAGAUCUGUGACUCCCAGAGUGAGAAAUUGCAGACACUGCUGAUGUGCAAGAUUACUUCAGGAGGCAAAACCAACCCCUGGUGACAGAAAUCAGAUAGUGGUUGCUUGAAGAAGGUACAGACUCCUGGAAGGGACAAGAGAAGCUUCUUAAGAAACAGUAUCAUAAUGAAAAGUCUUCAAAAGAACUGACAUUAAUAUGCUCAGAAAGAUUUUUUGAAAGAAACUUUCUGGAAGAAGAAAAUAUGAAAACAGACUAUUCAAAGAACAAAGAAGCACUUUUGGAAAUUAAAAUGUAGUAGCAGAAAUUUUAAAAAAAUUCAAUAGAAAUCUUGGAAGGUAAAGGUGAGAAAACCUCUUGAACAAUAAAGCAAAAAGAAAAACAGAAGGGAAAAGUAGGAAAGAAAGUAUAACAAAAGUAGACUACUGGUUCAGGAGAUCCAACAUUAAAUAACAGGAGUUCUAGAAAGAGAAGCUAGAUAAAGUGAGAGGGGAAGAAAUAAGCAAAGAAAUAAUUUAAUAAAAAUUUCCAGAACUAAAGGUCAUUAGUUUUCUGAGCCUUCCAAGUGCAAGAAAAGUCAAAAUACUGACAAAAGUGGCAUUUAAUGUGAAGUUUUAGAGCAUUGGAAACAAGAAGAAGAGCCUGUGGAUUUCCAAAGAGGAAAAAUACAGCAUAUUUCAUAAAAAAUCAAGAGCCAGAAUGGAUUUAAACUCAACAACAACACUGGAAGUUAGAAGACAAUGGAGAAAUGCCCUUACCUUUCUGAGGGAAAGUGCUUUUCAGCAGAGAAUUCUAUAUUCUGAGGAAUAAAAAAAAUUUUUUUUAAUUAAGGAAAACACCUAACUGAAGGCACUGAAGAGAAAAAAUAUACUGCCCAACACUUGGAAGAAUGCUGACAUUAGUUACCAUUUGGGACAAGGGCACUAAGCAAGUUUCUAUUUUUACAGCUUUUAGUCUAAGGGCAGGCCACCUAAAGCUUCCUAGAAAAUCCUCAUUCUUUCUGGCCUGAAGGAACAGAGAACAACCACAGCAGCUGGAAAGUGUUGGGGGUAUUGCAGAAAGAACAGUGUCAGGGAGAUGAGUUAGUUCUGCACAUAAACUCUUCUCAAAUCCCUGGAUGACCCUAAAUCACACAUAAUGAGGCACAUUUAGACAAUCUAGCUACAUAUAAAAAUUCGAACAGAGAUUUGAUAUUCAGAGUCUUCAUUUGGGAGUUCCUGUCAUGGCUCAGUGGUUAACCAAACCGACUAGGAUCCAUAAGGAUGUGGCUUAGAUCCCCGGCCCCACUCAGUGGGGUAAGGAUCUGGCGUUGCCAUGAGCUGUGGUGCACGUCGCAGACGAGGCUCAGAUCCCGCAUUGCUGUGGCUGUGGCUUAAGCCAUCAGCUACAGCUCCUAUUCGACCCCUAGCCUGGGACCCUCCACUUGCUGCAGGUGUGGCCCUGAAAAGAUAAAAGACAAAAAAAGUCUUCAUUUGCAUCCAAUCAGUUAAUUGCCUGCUUACAAAAUAACUCAGUGCUUUUCAGAGGACUUUAACAGAACCCAGAAUCUCUAUAGCAUAGUAGUCACAAUUCCAAGACUCAAUCCCAAAUAGCCUGACAAGCAAAGAAACAGAUAAAGAGGGACUCAUUCUCGAAAAAUACAAUCAAUAGAACCCAAUUCCAAAAUGACCCAUAUGUAGGAAAGGAUUUUAAAAUAGCUAUUGUAAUCAUGCUCAAAAUCAUGAAGAAAAAUAUGUUUCUGAUAAGUAAAUAGGAAAUCUCAGCAGAUAAAACUGUAAAAAUAAAUAGAAAUUCUAAAAUUAAAAAAUACAGUAUCUGAAAUUGCAAAUUAACAGCAGAUAGAAGAUGAUAGAAGAGUCUGUGAACUUGAGGCUAGAUCACUAGAAAUUAACCAAUCUGAAGAACAGAGAAAAAAAAUUUUCAAAAAGAACAGAACCUCGAGUACUUGUGGAGAAAUGUCAAGCUGUCUAACAUACACUUAGAGUUAUAGAAGAAGAGAGAAAUGGCAGGGCAGAAAAACUAUUUGCCAAAAAUAACUGAAAAUUUCCAAGAUUUGGCAAAAGGCAUAAAUUUAAAGAUACAAGAUGCUGGAGUUCCCGUCAUGGCGCAGUGGUUAACAAAUCCGACUAGAACCAUGAGGUUGCUGGUUCAAUCCCUGGCCUUGCUCAGUGGGUUAAGGAUCUGGUGUUGCCGUCCGUGAGCUGUGGUGUAGGUUGCAGAUGCAGCUUGGGUCCCGCAUUGCUGUGGCUCUGGCAUAGGCCAGCGGCUACAGGUCUGAUUCGACCCCUAGCCUGGGAACUUCCAUAUGCCGCGGGAGCGGCCCCAGAAAAGGCAAAAAAAAAAAAAAAAAAAAAAAAAAAAAAGAUACAAGAAGCUUAGCAAAUCUCAAGAAAACUCUACCUAGGCAAAUCAUGGCUGAAAACCAAAAAUAAAGAGAAGCUCUUGACAUCAGCUGAGAAAAAUGGCAGAUUACAGGGAAGCAACAAUUCAAAUGGCCAUGGACUUUUCAUCAGAUACUCUGGAGAGCCGGCAACGUUUUUAAUGUAGUGAAAGAAAAAAGAAUCUGUCAACCCAGAAUUCUAUAUGCAAUGAAAAGCUCCUUCAAGGAGUUCCCAUUGUGGCUCAGUGGAUUAAGGAUGCAAUGCAGUCUCUGUGAGGAUGUGGGUUUGAUUCCCAGCCUUGCUCAGUGGGUGAAGGAUGUGGCGUUGCUGCAAGUCACCGUAUAGGUUGCAGAUGUGGCUCAGAUCCAGUAUUGCCAUGACUGUGGUGUAGGUGUGCAGCUGCAGCUCUGAUUCGACCCCUAACCUGGGAACUUUGAUAUGCUGCAGGUGUAGCUGUUAAACAAAGAAGAAGAAGGAGUUCCCGUCGUGGCGCAGUGGUUAACAAAUCCGACUAGACCAUGAGGUUGCGGGUUCAAUCCCUGGCCUUGCUCAGUGGGUUAAGGAUCUGGCAUUGCCAUGAGCUGUGGUGUAGGUUGCAGACUCUGCUCAGAUCCUGCAUUGCUGUGGCUCCGGUAUAGGCUGGCGGCUACAGCUCCAAUUCGACCCCUUGCCUGGGAACCUCCAUAUGUCAUGGGAGCAGCUCAAGAAAAGGCAAAAAGACAAAAAAAAAAAAAAGAAGAAGAAGCAAAGAAAAGAAAGAAAAGAUCUUUGAAGAAUUGAGACAAGGGGUUCCCAUCAUGGUGCAGCGGAAAUGAAUCCUACUAGGAACCAUGAGGUUUCAGGUUCGAUCCCUGGCCUCGUUCAGUAGGUUAAGGAUCCGGUGUUGCCAUGAGCUAUGGGGUAGGUCACAGAUGAGGCUUGGAUCUGGGGUUGCUGUGGCUGUGGUAUACGCUGGCGGCUACAGCUCCGAUUGGACCCCUAGCCUAGGAACCUCCAUGUACCGCUGGUGCAGCCCUAAAAAGACAAGAAAGAAAGAAAGCUGCUAAUCCUUCUUUAAAAUGAGUGGCUGCUGGAGUUCCCGUCGUGGCGCAGUGGUUAACGAAUCCGACUAGGAACCAUGAGGUUGCGGGUUCGGUCCCUGCCCUUGCUCAGUGGGUUAACGAUCCGGCGUUGCCGUGAGCUGUGGUGUAGGUCGCAGACGCGGCUCGGAUCCCGCGUUGCUGUGGCUCUGGCGUAGGCCGGUGGCUACAGCUCCGAUUAGACCCCUAGCCUGGGAACCUCCAUAUGCCGCGGGAGCGGCCCAAGAAAUAGCAACAACAACAACAAAAGACAAAAGACAAAAAAUAAAAUAAAAUAAAAUAAAAUAAAAUGAGUGGCUGUUCAUCACUCAUGCUGUGCCUCUUCAUGACAUGUGCGCAGUCAGCCUUUUCUGAGAGUAAAACAUGCUCAGGGUCUAAAUUUUUUCUCUUUCAUUUUUCCCACCCAAAAAGUGACAAUGAAAGAUUUAAUGUACAUGGUCGUUUGUCCUGUGUCACAUGAGAUUUGGCAGCACCUAAGAUGGCCAUGACCGAGGUCUGGGAAAUCACCUGUGAGAGGGAGGAAGACCAGAACACUGACCCUGAAAUGUCCCUUUGGAGCACUGGAGCAGUGACCAUUGGGGUCAAAGAGCGGUGCUGGGAUUGCUGAUUGAAUGGGGAUGGGGUGGGGGAAGAAGGUGAGGAGACGCUUUGAGCAGGAAAAGAGCUGAAAAUGUGGAAACAGACCCCUGAAGGAAGGGGAGGGAAAGCUCUUGGGACCACAGUUGCAGAAUGCCAUGGAGCUGCUGUUUCUUGCCCAUGAGUUUAAUGACGAGGUUCCUCUCCUCUGGAUGCCAACUAAGCAGGAGGCGGCAGGGCAUCCCCGGACUUUGCAGCCCAGCCAGGCUUGGAGUCUGCCCCAAGCGCAAUCAUAGAUAUUCCCAGGCUUGAAUUUCGUCCAGAGACUAGUCAUUUGAUGCAAUUGCCUGUGGUCUGAAAAACAAACUCCCACCCAAACAUAUUGUACUUGGGGAGACUGCAAUCUCAGUGAUCAUGUCUCCAGGGACUCAGGCCCACUCUGACCACAGGAUCUUCUGCAGGCAUGGCCCACGAAGUGUGCGCAAUUCCACCAUGUAAUUUUUGUCUGGGAAGUGAAAUACCUCUGUCCUUACAUCACUUUCCUUAGCUUUGCGAUCCCUUGAAAGAAUAUAGCCUGACUGAGAUCCCUUCUCAAAGCCAGCUCUGGAAAUCACCUUUUAAUAUUCUCUCCUGUCGUCCAUGACCUUGCACAGCUUUCACACACAAUUUCUCAUUUUAUCCUCAAAACAGUGCCUGGAGAUAUGUAUUAUUAUUCCUGCUUCCUGGACCAGCCCAGAGUUUCUGCUUCCCCUUCCCCCUCCUCCCAGUGAAAGGUAACAUUGGGCAGCGCAGCCAAAUCACGUCUGAGGGAUUGGUUCCCAGUGACAACCCUUACCCCCCUCCCCUGACCCACAGGCCUGACACAAAAGGGGUUGCCGGAAACGCCUGACAGCUGCCAAGCGGGUAGCCACAGUGUCCUGGAGAGGAAUCCUGAGCUCACAACAGAGCAUUUCACAUCUAGCUUUUUUUUUUUUUUUAAUGGGGUUGGGGUUGGGGAGGGGUUGGUGACCAGCCAAAGACGGGUGGCAGCAUGAUGAAAUCAUGCAAGCCCACAGCACUGAUUCAUGUCACGUGGGAAUGGGGACAGCUUUUGUGCCAACGAGAAUGUGCCUGGUUACACACUCCAGCUAAAAAUAGUAAUGGCUCAGGAGCAGGCAUGGUGGUCAAAAAGAAAUUUUCUUUCAUCUGUGAUACUCUGUUUUUAAAGAAAAUAUAUUUCUACAUUAGUUGUAGAAUUAUAAGUUAUCUUUAAAAUUCAAAAGGAAAUGGCCUCUGCUGCUGCUUGGAGAGCCCUGGGUUUCUGGAGUGGGGUGGAGUGGAGUGAGGGUCAGAAGAGAUUUCUUCUGCCCUAAUUAGCUCACGCCCGCAUCCUUCACACUGGUUCAGCUCAGCCAGCUUUUGACAGCCCACUGGUGAUCAGCCCAAUGCUUCAUGGCUUUCAAAGCACACGCAUGUGGUCCCUCUGGCAGAAGGAGCCUGACAAAAGAGAUGAUCAGUCUCAAAUCACCUAUACCCCUGGUUGGGUGAGGACGAAUUGGGAUGACAGACAAGCAGAGACAGAACGAGAAUCAGAGGCAGAGGAGGUAGGUCCUGUAUCAGUGAUAACAUCAGAGUUGGCCUUGAAGAACUGGUGGAAUUUUGCUAUGUGAGGAAGGUAGGGUGCAGGGGUUGUGCUGUCCGGAAAGAGGAAACCUCUUGGAAGACAAUUAAAAUGUAGAUGGAAAAAUUCAUGGUCAUUUCCAAUUCCACUGCCACGGCCCCCUGGCCCUGAUUCCUGUCCUCUAAGACAUCUCACCUGUGCAGCCCUCUUUGACUGGCUCCCCUCCAUCCUGGGGGAAUAUCAGCAGGAGGCAAUGUGCGUGAAGGCUCAGGUUUUUUUCCAGUAUUGUUGAGAUUCUCAAAACUGUCCAAUGAUAGACAGGAGUAGGAAGCAAAGGUCAGAAGGAUUAUAGAAUUUGAAGGGAAUCAGGAACCUAACUCAGGUCCCACACCCCCAGCCCAUCACCACCAGCUGUCAAAUAAGGCAAAUGGUGUCUGGCGUAGUAGGUACAUAGACCCCAGAGUGAGAUCGACCUGGUUUAAAUCCCAGCUCUGACAUUCACUGUGUGACCCUGAGCAAAGUACUUAACCUCUCUGUGCCUCCAUUUCUAUAGGUGCAAAAUGGGGUUAAUAAUUCUUACACCAGAGCCGUUAGACAGAUUAAAAAUGAUCUGACGUGGGAGUUCCCUGAUGGUUCAGUGGGUUAAGGACCUGGCAUUGUCAUGCUGUGGCUUGAGUUCAGUCCCUGGCCCCGGAACUUCCACAUGCUGCAGGCAUGGCCAAAAAGGAAAAAAAAAAAAAAAAAAAAAAAAGAUCUUACCUAUAAAAUGCUUAGCAUAAUGCCUGGAACACAGAAAAUGUUUAAGCAUUCAUUCGCUGGGUUACCCUCUAUCACUGAUUUUUAUUACCACUCACUGUCUCUCAUUUGGUACCAGAAUUUUAGAGUCUGGCAGUUGGCUGGAGACUGUUUUCCUUAAUCCCAUUGUCCUCCUCAGAAAAGCUGCCCUCACUCCAUUUGCAGACUUCACAAGAAUGCUGUGCCAUCGCUCAGUAGGGUGCUUUGACUCUUUCUGGGGUCUGGGAGAGCUCUGCCGACCCCAGGGGAUGCAGACUAGAGUAGGACUAUUGAGGGGGUGGGAGGGUAUGUAAGCAGCCUCCACAGCGUGUCCCCGUAUCCUUGAAGAAUAUCCUGUCUGGCAGGGCAUCCCCCUUCUCUUCCUGUGUGCUAGCCUGGGCUGGCCCAGUUCAAGAGCUUGUUUGCAUCUUGGCUUGGAUGGGCUUUCUUUCAAGCUCACCCACAGAGGGACAUGAGAGCUGAGUGCUCACUGCAUCCUAGACCUUCUUGGCCUCGCUCCCGGGAUCCGGUCCCUUCUAACCCUGACAGGUUCAUCCCAGGACAGGGUAAUGACCAGGAGGAAGCUCAGAGCCUCCCGGUACUUCCACUCACAGAUCCUGGCUCUUGCCUCUGCAGCAUCCCAGCCCCAUCUUUCUUCCAUGAGCGCCAGGGGUCAGUCCCCACUCUUCUGGAGUCUUACGUGAAACACAUUUGCCCCGUCCUCUUACUGCUCAGAUGGGAGGGAAGGCCAGGGGCCAGGGCUCGAGUCACAGCACUGGGCCUGGAACUCAGAACCAGCCUUUUCCUCCUCCACUGGUGACUUCCAGCUUCUUUCCAUGCUAGAGUCGCCUGAGACUUUUCAAAAACUCCCAAGCCCCAGCCACGUGCCACACCAGGGAAGUCAUACUGGGCAGGCUUCAGUGGUUUUUGCUCAGUUCCUCAAGUGAUUCCAAUGUGUAAACAGGUUUGGAAACUGAAGUCUUCACAUCCCCAAGAACCCUGAUAAACGGCCCCACCCAGGCUAAGUGCCUUGACUAAGGAUUACCCAUCAUACCUCAGUAGUCCUCUCUGGAUUUCUGACCUUCUAAACAUCAGGAGGGACUUACUCAAGUAUUAGUGAAAAACUGCCACAUAUUGUUCAGCUAUUGUGAAGUUAUGUAGACAGAUCCCUAAAGUUUCAAUAAAUUAAUAUUCUUAGACAAAUAUGCAAAACCACAAUCAAAAUUCUCCAAUAACACACUAAUAUCUUAGUUGUGCUUAUAAACAAUAAAGAUGAGUAUUGAAACUAAUUAAAGAUGGGUUUGAUUUUUUUCCCCUCUUUUGGCCUCCCCAAGGCAUAUGGAGUUCCCAAGAUAGGGAUCAGAUCCAAGUCUUGCAGCAAUGCCAGAUGCUUUAACCCACUGUGCUGGAUCGGGGAUCGAACCUGCAUCCUGGUGCUAUGGAGACGCUGCCAAUCCCAUUUUGCCACAGCAGGGUUUUUUAUGAAUAAAAUUCUGGAAAACAGAAAUAUACAUUAAAUCCCCUUAAAAUGUAACAUGAAAUAUACAAAACAAAAUGUUUCUUAUGGAGCUACAAUUGUUUCCAGAAAUUUUUUGGUGGCAUGAAGAAGUUCCUGGACCAGGGACUGAACCUGCGCCACAGUAGCCUCCCAAAACAGAAGUGGCAACACCAGAUCGUAACCUGCUGAGCCACAAGGGAACUCCAGUUUUCCAUUUUUUUCUAUUCCCACUGAGCAUUUAGAUACACCGUUUUAUCGUUUUUAUUUAUCUAGCAGUUGCACCCUGCUUCUUCCUGUGAAAAGAAUACAAGUAGACAAACAACUGUUGUAUAUUAAUUUGAUUCAAUUAUGCAUACAUAAUUUUUGCAGAACUUAAUUUCUUUGAAUCUCAAAUUUGGGGGUUAGUCCAGUCAUUUAUACGUGGGUUGUUGACUUCUUUCAAGUGUCCGCUGAAAGUAUUGGUUCUUCCUCGGGAAAAAGCAUAUACUGAGAUGAAAGCAGUUUUGCACAGUUUCUGGGGGCACCUGGACCCCCCCAAAUCCCCCAGGUCCCCAGUUCAGUCCAUAAAACAAACAAACAAAAAAUGAGGAAACAGAAGCCCAGAAGGCUAAAGUGAUUCGAGCUGCCAGCUACACUCUCAGGAUUCAAACUCCCAUGUCCAAUCCUCUGGCCAUUCUGGGAGGGAGAAGCCUAGGGCCUCUUUACCCGUGUUCAAAGUCUGAACCUGCUGCCUGUUGGCUGGCGAUGUGCGUGUGUUCACAUCACCCCUCAGUGCAUCGGUUUCUGGGUCUGAAGACUUCCCCACUGGCCUGUCCCCUUGUUGGCAUUAUAGUCAUGUUUGCUGUAGUUAUUUGCAAGGGGGGAAAGUAGCACUCAGGGACAGGCAGUUGUCUUUGGUCUCCAAGCUGCUACAUGAUGUGGCUCCAAAGCUGCUGUCCUGGCGCCACCUUCCUGCAUUCCCAGUUCCUCCCUGAUCUGACCGGCACAAGGAUAGCAUGCAGGGAAGUCCAGGAGCUGCUCUCAGAAAGCAGCCUUCAAGUUCAACACGGCGAGCCAACUCUCUCCUGCAGAGGAAGGACCAGCGAGAGGACCAGGAGGGAGGGAGAGGUCAGCUUUGUUGGAAGGUGAUGGAGAGACCUGGAUGCAGUGAGACCAGCCUGGGCGAGGGGAGGAGCGGCUGCCCAGGGGAGGCCUGGCCUCUGGGCACCACCCAAGGGGUCACAGAAACAGCUGGUAGCAGCAGCACAGGCCAAGGAGGGUAGCAGGGGCUGGCUGGGCUGGCUGGGCUGGCCGUGCUACAGAGGGGCUUCCUGGGAGUGUUCAGCCAACGAGUACCUUGGAGCAGCCCUGGGCUGAGAAUUCUGAAGCCCCUCCCUUCCUGGGCUGUGGGCCAGAUGGCCGGAACACUUUCAGUUUUAUUUCUCUGUCUGCGAGAACUGAAACCCAAGAGAGAGACUCCAGAGACCAGAACAUGGAAGAAGUCUUCCGGGCGUGCAGGAACUGCAAAAGAAGUGUGGCCUCUGGCCAUUUGGCCCUCCAUGAGGCCCACUGCCAGCUGUUCCUGGUCCUCUGCCAGGAGUGCAAGGGGCCAGUCCUUCAGACAGAGAUGGAAGAGCACUGCCAGGGUGGGCACAAGCAGGUGGGGUGCGCGAUGUGUCAGCAGAGCCUGCCGAGGCACUUGCUGGAGAUUCACGAGACCAAGGAAUGCCCAGAGCGCCCGGUCAAGUGCCAGUUCUGUGAGCUGGCCGUGCGCCUCAACAAGCUGGAGAUCCAUGAGCACCACUGUGGCAGGCAGACAGAGCUCUGCGCAGACUGCGGCCAGCACAUCAUGCUCCGCGUGCUGGCCCAGCACCGAGAUGUGUGUUGGGCUGAGCAGACCCUGCUCUGGAGAGGUGAGCUGGAAGGCAAGGAUUGUCAGCUCUCAGCAGGACGGAUGAGUGUGUGAUGAUAGAUUCACAGUUUCACAUCCGUCUGGCUGUUCUAGUUCCAGGCGCUAGAGUGGCUUCUUUUUUUGGGGGGGGGCUCACUCAGGGCAUAUGGAGGUUCCCAGGCUGGGGGUCGAAUCAGAGCUGUAGCCGCUAGCCUAUACCACAGCCACAGGAACCAGAUCUGAGCCGGGUCUGUGACCUACACCGCAGCUCGCAGCAACGCUGGAUCCUUAACCCACUGAGCGAGGCCAGGGAUCAAAGCUGCAUCCUCAUGGAUACUAGUUGGAUUCGUUUCUGCUGAGCCAUGACGGGAACUCCUAGGGCAGCCUUCUUGUAUGUGUUCUGUGGUCUUCAAGUGACUAGUCCAGGGAGACCAAGAGGCCAGGACAUGGGAACCUGGGACCCAUACACAUGAGCGCAGAGGCAAUGGGGCCCUACAAAAUGGGAGACGUCCUGUGUGCUCCUCCAGCACAGUUCCAGCCUGGCAGAGACCCACCUGCAUCCUCUUCCAGGUGAGAAACUUGCAUAUAGAAUGGACGGAGCUCGCUAGAGCAGAAACCAGACAGGACACUCAAGUUCCCUGAGCUUUUUCCACCAUGAGCAGCAGACUGAAGGGAACUAGCUGUAACUCCUGACCCUUGGGCCUAAGAGUUAUCCACCCAGUUCUCUGGACGCUCUUCACAUGGUGUGUUUACACAGAACACGAGCCAGCUGUGUGACAGAUCUCUUCACCGCUUGUUUUAGUCACACAGUAACACGUGGAAAGAACCUAAAAUCCCUUGGACUGUUAAGUCUCUCCUGGUAAACAAUGUCAUCAAAAUUGGCAAAUGAAGAAACGGAAUGCUUGAGAUUCGUGAUCAUUUCCAGUACAAUGGGGCUUCAACACAGCCAACAAACACAACUGCAUCAACACCGCACAGCUUCAACGAGGCUACACAGAUAAUGUGCAACAACUGUUUGGCUGAGCACAGAACUCAGAGACGGUGAAAUGCAAGCGCAAUCAGAUUGGACAGGACUGGCGUUGCAGUAACGGAUCCCUCCGCCUCCCGAGACACGGUCCCGCUCCAGGAAAACGUCUCUUCGUCAGGGCUGUGUGCUGCCCCGAGUGCACUUUUGCAGCUUGAAGGAAACGAUGGGGUGAUUCCACCAAGGGCUGCUCAUGUGGCCAAGGAUGCUGGCAGUGCAGGACACUCACGGCAGGCCGAGGACAGUUUAUCCUCAGGACUGCAGGUCAUGUGGGCAGUUGUGAGACAGUUGGGCUAGCCAUUGUCAAGGGCGAUCAUUUGUGGUGGUGGUGUUGUGCUUUUUCAGGGAAGAAAAUUCCAGCUCCUGAAAGCAACAUCUGCUGUCAUUAUUGCAAACACAUGAUCCCAGGAAAUAAGUAUUUCCACCACCUGGGUAGAUGCUGUCCAGUCUCAGAUUCUGUGAAAUAUUUUCCAACUGGGAAACUAGAAAUUCCUCCUUCAUCCCUUUCAAGUGAGGCUGCUGAAGAUCAAAUUUACAUAGCAGAGAAAGAUGUUCGUCCAAAGAUGAAAAAUAUAAAUGGAUUUCCCCUUCCUUCGGAAAAGUCAACAAGGCAAGCACCAAGAGGCACAAACAAAACCACAGAUCUGCCUUUGAAGUCUGAUGGCAAGCUCAGGGCGUCCUCUCCUGCAGAAGAUGAUGCAGCCUAUGACAUCCUGAGGGGGUGUUCUCAGUGUGGCAUCCUCCUUCCCCUGCCAACCCUAAACCAACAUCAGGGGAAAUGCUGGCAGCUAGCUUCAUCCAAAGGAAAACAAGUGAGAAGUUCCAGCUAGAUUUGGAAAAGAAAAGAGAUGUUGGUUUGCCCAAGAGCUACAGAUAAACCAGGAGAAAAACAGGCUCCAGUUCUUCCUGAGAUUUCCAAUCAAGCAUCUAGGCCCCACACAGCCUGGACACCCAGGGGAACCCAGCUUUGUCCCUGAAGAAUAAAAAGGCCCUCCUGGGAA
Messenger RNA from Sus scrofa (pig), 12882 nucleotides. RefSeq names its product chromosome 12 C17orf100 homolog (gene C12H17orf100). Lineage: Eukaryota; Metazoa; Chordata; Mammalia; Artiodactyla; Suidae. The record is from RefSeq and is a predicted model, not a curated record.